Rotaria sordida is the source of this 1407-nucleotide messenger RNA. The record is from the annotation of a GenBank genome assembly. NCBI's taxonomy places the organism in Eukaryota, Metazoa, Rotifera, Eurotatoria, Philodinida, Philodinidae.
AUGUUUUUUCGUCUAUCUCGUAUACGUUUUAUAAUUAUACGAACUUGUAUUAUUUCAUUAAUUAUAAUAUUAUUUUUACAAUUUUCAACAUUAUUUAAUAAUAAUGAUAAUAUACAAAUAAAUAAAUAUGAUAGAUUAUUAACAUCAGAAGAAUUAUUUUGGCAAAAAUUAUAUGAUGAAGAUAAAAAUUUAACUGAUGAACAACGUAUUAAACAAAUUGAAUUAAUUAAUAAAAAUUUUAUAAAAAAAAAUUUUAAUUGGACAAAAAUAUUUUUUGAUAGUUAUACAAGAAAGUUAUUAAAAAUUAAUGAAAGAGAUAUGAAAACAAUUUAUAAAUAUCGAUUUAAAAAUAAUGAAAAAAAUAUUUUACAAGAAAAUUUUCAAAUAUUUGAAGAAACUCUCGUAUUUGAUCGUCCAAAAUUUUGUUCAUCAAAAAGUAUAUUUCAUCCUCAAUGUCCAUAUUCAAAUUGUCAAUGGAAUUGUGAUAAACCAUUAAUUAAUGAUAAAAAUAUUCGUCGUGCAAGUAUAUUUCAUCAUGUUGAUAUAAAACAAGAUGAAAUGAAUGAAAAACUUCAACAUCGUUCAUAUAAUGAUAUAUGGAUAUUAUGGAUUGAUGAAGCAAAUCGUCAAAUUGAACAUUUAAAUCAAUAUCAAUUUAAUUGGACAUUAAGUUUUCGACAAGAUUCAGAAAUUUCAAUUGGUACAUAUGGAAUUUUAAUUGAAAAAGAUGAAAAACAAAUAUUAACAAAUGAUAAUUUAUAUAAUAAUUCAGAAUUAUUUGAAAUUUUAAAAGAUCAUCAUAUUGAAGUAACUAAUAUAGCAUUAGAAAAUCAUAUUUUAUACAAUUAUCGUUAUCGUUAUAAACAUGCACUUUGGUUUGUUUCAAAUUGUCAACCACAAUAUCGUCUUAAAUAUUAUAAUGAAUUAAAAAAAUUUUAUUCAAUUAAUGCAUAUGGUUUAUGUGUUGAAAAGAAAUGUGAUAAAAAUGAUAAUUGUGAAUAUAAACAAUCUAAUUUAGCACUUUUUUAUUUAGCAUUUGAAUCUCAAACAUGUACAGAUUAUAUAACAGAAAAAUUUUGGCGUGCACUUUAUUAUGGAAUGAUACCAAUUGUUUUAGGACCAUCAAAACAAUCCUAUUUAGAUUUAGGUGUACCACAAACAGCAUUUAUACAUAUUGAUGAUUAUCAAUCAGCUAAAGAACUUGCAAAUCAUUUACAUCAAAUUACAAAUAAUUAUAUUAUUUAUAGAAAAUAUUUUCAAUGGUUAAAUCAAUAUGAUGUUUUUUAUGAUAUAAAUGUUCUUGAACCAAUUCGUAUGUGUGAAUUAUGUAUGAGACUUAAUAUGCAAGAAUUUCAAGAUCAUAGUUUUUAUACUAAUGUUCAUGAAUGGCAUCGAAAUGCAUGUUAA